AUGACUGCUGAAGAUGAACUAGUUCACACAAUAAAACACUGCAUCUUGUUUAUUCAGCGAAAUGAAUAUGAGAAAGCUGAACAGUUACUUCAUGUGGCAUUGAGACAGGCUCAACAAAUUCAUCACGAACUUGGUAUAACUUAUGUUUAUGACGUAAUGGCGAAUUUGGCUCUUCAGAGGGAAGAAUUAGAUAAAGCUAAACAAUUAUUUAUUGCUGUUACACAAAGAAUUAUGGCAGAUGGUGCACUAGAAGACGAUCCUAGAGUUAUUCAUCUCAGUGUCAAAUUAGCAAGAGUUAGCCAUCUGAAGAAAGAUUAUUCUACAGCACAAUUGGGAUAUGACUGGUGUAUAGAGAAAUUACAUAAGUUGGUGGAGACAGACCCAUCGGAUGCGACACUAAAACUCCUAGCAAUGGCGGAAGAUUGGUAUGGCAGACUGUUUGUAGACCUCAACAGAUGUGAAGAAGGCUUAAAGUUAAUGAAGAGUUCCCUUGAUAGGAUGAAACUAAUGCCAGAUAUGGAGAAAGAAGAAAUAGUAUUUCAAUUAAAUGACAUUGGUACUGUAUGUGAUAGCCUUGGACUUGCUGAUGAUAGUAUAAAAUAUUUCAAGGAAGCUAUUGAAUUGGCAAAGUCAUCAAAGAUUGAAGAUGUAGGCACUAUGUAUGUUAAUUUAGGAAGAGCCUAUAUCAAAACACAACUAUUAGAUGCAGCAAGAAAGUCCUGUGGCUACGCUUGGAAGUUGGGAGUUAUGUCAAAAAAUCAAGAUGUAAAGGAAGAAGCGGAACUAUGUAUGAAACAAAUAAACAACCUUGUGUAG
Messenger RNA from Spodoptera littoralis (African cotton leafworm), 816 nucleotides. Lineage: Eukaryota; Metazoa; Arthropoda; Insecta; Lepidoptera; Noctuidae. The record is from the annotation of a GenBank genome assembly.